Messenger RNA from Limulus polyphemus (Atlantic horseshoe crab), 2302 nucleotides. RefSeq names its product vacuolar protein sorting-associated protein 52 homolog (gene Vps52). Lineage: Eukaryota; Metazoa; Arthropoda; Merostomata; Xiphosura; Limulidae. Gene Ontology annotation, biological process: Golgi to vacuole transport; endocytic recycling; retrograde transport, endosome to Golgi. Gene Ontology annotation, cellular component: GARP complex. Gene Ontology annotation, molecular function: syntaxin binding. Bases 188 to 2221 code for a protein of 677 amino acids. The transcript is spliced from 18 exons. The record is from RefSeq and is a predicted model, not a curated record.
AGUUACGCCGUUAAUCCACAUUGAUUGUUCAGUCUAUAUUUGAUAGGAAAGAUUGUUGUAAUUUUGAAAUUCUGUUAGCGUAUUAACCGAGAAAAGUACACAAAGAGUGAAGACUGAAAGUAUCGUACUCCUAAAAAGAUUUAUCUGUCAAUUACAACAGAUGACUGAGAAGUUUUGAAACAGCAAAAUGGCAACUGAUGAUCAGACUCUAGAGGAGGUCGAUGUUCAUAUUCAGGAGAACCUAGAAGAUGACAUAAUAAAGGAAGCUCUUAAAUCUGGUAUGGACCUUCGGCAGUACUCCCGCCAAGUGGAAAAGGAACUGAAAGAAGUAGAAAAUGCUUCAAUUCAAGAUUAUAUACAAGAAAGUCAGAACAUUGCCAGUCUUCACAAUCAGAUUGCAGCCUGUGACGGAAUACUUGAGAGAAUGGAACAGAUGUUAAGAACAUUCCAAGAAGACCUAGGUAGUAUUAGUCAUGAGAUUCUAACACUACAAGAACAGUCAGUGUCCAUGAACAUACGGCUCAAAAAUCGACAGGCAAUUCGAGGUGAACUAAGUCAGUUUGUGGAUGAUAUGGUGGUUCCUGAUGUUUUGAUAAAUCACAUUUUAGAGACACCUGUAGUUGAAAAGGACUUUCUUGAACAAAUUUAUGUGUUGGACCAUAAAAUAUCUUUUGUGAAAGAACAAGCCUUCAAAGAAGUUCACUCUUGCCAAGAUGUAAGAGACAUACUUGAUAAAUUGAAGUUCAAGGCAUUAUCCAAAAUUCGAGAGUACCUGUUACAAAGGAUCUACUCCUUCCGUAAACCAAUGACAAACUACCAGGUAACACAAGAUACAAUGCUAAAGUUCAAGUUUUUCUACCAGUUUUUGAUGACUCAUGAGAGAGAGGUUGCACGGGAGAUUCGAGAUGAGUACGUUGACACCAUGUCCAAGAUAUACUUUUCAUAUUUUAAGAGUUACACCACUAGACUAAUGAAAUUACAGUUUGAAGAAACCGCUGACAAGGAUGACUUAAUGGGAGUAGAAGAUACAGCAAGGAAGAGUAUCUUCUCCACCAAACCUUCGUUAAAGAACAAGGCCACUAUUUUUACUCUUGGUGAUCGUGGAAAUGUACUGACCACUGAUCUUGAAAGUCCAAUUUUGGUACCCCAUACGGCCCAAAAAAAUGAAACUAAAUACACAUUUGAGAGUCUCUUUCGUAGCCAGCAGUAUGCUUUAGUGGACAAUGCAUGCAGAGAAUAUCUAUUUCUAACAGAGUUCUUCAUGGUCAGUGGGACAGGGGCACAGGAUCUAUUUCAUGCGGUGAUAGGUAAAACUUUGACCAUGUUUAUGAAACACGUUGAUGUUUACAUACAAGAUUGUUAUGACUCCAUUGCUGUAUUCUUAUGUAUCCACAUUAUUCAUCGUUUCCAACUGCUGAUGCAUAAAAGGGCUGUACCUGCAUUGGAUAAGUACUGGGAGGCUUUACUGCAGCUCUUUUGGCCAAGGUUUGAGUACAUCUUGCAGUUAAAUAUACAGAGUGUUCGGGACUGUGACCCACAGAAAUUUGGGUCCUUCGACUUGCGGCCUCAUUAUAUAACAAGAAGAUAUGCUGAAUUUUCUGCUGCACUAGUUGGAAUAAACGAAAAUUUCCCCAGUGAACAAGUCACUCGUCUACUGGCAGCAUUACAAGGAGAAGUGGAAAACUUUAUCCUCAGAAUGGCAGCAGAGUUUCCUGGUCGCAAAGAACAGCUAGUUUUUCUCAUAAACAACUAUGACAUGAUGCUUAGCGUGCUCUUGGAGCGAACUCGUGAAGACUCUAAAGAGUCUGAAAGUUUCAAGGAACUACUGAAUGCACGAACACAUGAGUAUGUGGAAGAAAUUCUGUCUCCCCACUUUGGAGGGCUCAUAAGUUUUGUAAAGAUGUGUGAGAACUACUUAGAGAGAGGCCAGUCUGAACAUUUAAAGAAAGAAGAAAAAAAAGUACCUCAACUUGUACGUUCUUUCAACUCGGGCUGGAAAGGUUCUCUGGAUGACAUCAACAAAGACAUCAUGAAAUCCUUCACAAACUUCAAAAAUGGAACCAACAUCUUACAGGUGGCAUUAACACAACUGAUCCAGUAUUACCAUCGUUUUCAUAAAGUUCUAUCCCAGAAUCCUUUCAAGAACCUUCCCAUUCGGAGUGAACUCAUUAAUAUUCAUCACUUAAUGGUAGAGGUGAAGAAGUACAAAGCUAAUUUUUAAACCUCUAAAAGUUAUUGUAAUAUACAAGAGGAUGUAGAAAUUGUGUUCCAGUUUGAAAAUAAAGUCAUUCCACAAUACAAA